GCGAAGCGGGAGAGGAAGAUGCGAGAAGCGGCCGCAGCCUCGCGCGCUCUGGCCCUGGGAGUCCUGCUUCUGGCGGCCGCUCAGCCCUCCCACAGUCGGCAGCAGCUGCAAAGACCGAGGGCUUUUAAAUGCGGUGGUAUACUAACCGGAGUAUCAGGGUUUAUUGGAAGUGAAGGAUUCCCAGGAGUCUACCCUCCAAACAGCAAAUGUACCUGGAAAAUCACAGUUCCUGAAGGGAAGGUUGUUGUUCUUUCUUUUAGAUUCAUAGACUUGGAAAGUGAUAAUUUAUGUCGAUAUGACUUUGUGGAUGUAUAUAAUGGCCAUGCCAAUGGUCAGCGCCUUGGCCGAUUCUGUGGCACUUUCAGACCUGGUGCUCUUGUGGCCAAUAGCAACAAGAUGUUGGUGCAGAUGAUUUCAGAUGCCAAUACAGCUGGAAACGGCUUUGUCGCAAAGUAUUCUGCAGCAGAGCCACAUGAAAGAGGAGACCAGUACUGUGGUGGACGAUUAGAUAAACCAACUGGAUCUUUUAAAACUCCUAACUGGCCUGAUCGUGAUUACCCAGCAGGGGUGACCUGUUCCUGGCACAUUGUAGCUCCAAAGAACCAGCUCAUAGAGUUAAGGUUUGAAAAAUUUGAUGUGGAGAGAGAUAACUAUUGCAGAUAUGACUAUGUGGCAGUGUUUAAUGGUGGCAAGAUUAAUGAUGCCAGGAGAAUUGGAAAGUACUGCGGAGACAGCCCACCAGCGCCUAUUAUAUCUGAAAGAAAUGAGUUGCUUAUUCAGUUUUUGUCUGAUUUAAGUUUAACUGCGGAUGGCUUUAUUGGUCAUUAUAAAUUCAGACCCAAAAAAUUACCAACAACCACAUUGUCAACCAUCACCACAACUCUUUCUACCAUCACAGCCUUGAAACCUACAGUGAGCCUGUGCCAGCAAAAAUGCAAAAGGAGUGGCACGCUUGAGAGCAAUUACUGUUCGAGUAACUUUGUAAUAACUGGAUCUGUUAUCACAACCAGCACCAGAGGUGGAAGUUUAUUUGCAACUGUAUUGAUCAUUAAUAUAUACAAAGAAGGAAAUUUAGCAAUCCAGCAAGCAGGCAAAAAUCUGAGUGCCAAGAUUACUGUUGUCUGUAAACAGUGUCCUCUUAUCAGAAGAGGCUUAAACUAUGUCAUCAUGGGCCAGGUAGAAGAAGAUGGCAGAGGUAAAAUCCUGCCCAGCAGUUUUACUGUGAGUUUCAAGACUAAGAACCAAAAAAUCCUGAAUGUCUUAAAAAACAAAAGGUGCUGAAGUAUGA
Molecule: messenger RNA, 1288 nt
Organism: Candoia aspera
Lineage: Eukaryota; Metazoa; Chordata; Lepidosauria; Squamata; Candoiidae
Gene: PCOLCE2
Product: procollagen C-endopeptidase enhancer 2
Exons: 9
Coding region: 19-1281 (420 amino acids)
Molecular function (GO): collagen binding; peptidase activator activity; protein binding
Source: RefSeq, a predicted model, not a curated record